Molecule: messenger RNA, 2132 nt
Organism: Arabidopsis thaliana (thale cress)
Lineage: Eukaryota; Viridiplantae; Streptophyta; Magnoliopsida; Brassicales; Brassicaceae
Product: Plant invertase/pectin methylesterase inhibitor superfamily
Exons: 2
Coding region: 224-1963 (579 amino acids)
Biological process (GO): pectin catabolic process; cell wall modification
Molecular function (GO): pectinesterase activity; enzyme inhibitor activity
Source: RefSeq, marked reviewed
CAGAGUUUCCGAUGAUUAGUAAAUUACUUUCUGCAAACAAACCUACGCGUUUUUAUGACUCCCAAACGAGUUGACUCAGGAUUAUGAUCGCAUUACAAUAUCAUAGUUAUCAUACACAUAUUAAAAAAUUAAAAUGGACCUACCUCAUCCUCAUUAAUCAUCACCACACUUAUAUAAACCACUUAACCUAAAGUUUGUAUUCACAUAAAACUUUCCAGUACCAAUGGAAUCUCCAAUAUUCAUUCUCAUCACACUAUCAUUCUUUCUUCAAUCAGUUCUUGCUUCUUCUCAAACUCUAUCAAACUCUUCAACAAUCUGCAAAACGACGCCGGAUCCAAAGUAUUGCAAAUCCGUUUUUCCACAUAGCCAAGGCAAUGUUCAACAAUACGGCUGUUUCUCUAUCCGCAAAUCGCUAUCGCAAUCGCGAAAAUUUAUUCGCACCGUCGAUAGAUAUAUCAAACGCAACGCUCAUUUAUCUCAACCUGCCGUUAUCAGAGCUCUCCAAGAUUGCCGUUUUCUCGCCGGUCUAACAAUGGAUUACCUCUUAACGUCGUUCGAAACCGUUAACGACACGUCAGCAAAAACCUCUUUCAAACCGCUGUCGUUUCCCAAAGCCGACGACAUCCAAACGCUUCUUUCCGCGGCGCUGACUAAUGAGCAGACGUGUCUUGAAGGACUUACCACGGCCGCUUCUUAUUCCGCCACGUGGACUGUAAGAACCGGCGUCGCUUUGCCUCUCGUCAAUGACACGAAGCUCUUGGGCGUCUCACUCGCUCUCUUCACCAAAGGUUGGGUUCCAAAGAAGAAGAAACGGGCCGGGUUUGCUUGGGCCCAACCGAGAUCCGGUUCAUCGACCCACACUAAACCAUUCCGUCUGUUCCGUAACGGAGCUCUACCGUUAAAGAUGACAGAGAAAACAAAAGCGGUUUACGAGUCACUCAGCAGAAGAAAACUCGCCGACGGUGACAGUAACGGUGAUGGAGACGACGGAAGCAUGGUUCUGAUAAGCGAUAUCGUUACCGUGAGCCAAGACGGAACAGGAAAUUUCACCAACAUCACGGCAGCUGUAGCGGCGGCGCCGAACAACACCGACGGAAGCGCCGGUUUCUUUUUGAUCUAUGUGACGGCGGGAAUCUACGAAGAGUAUAUCUCAAUCGCGAAGAACAAAAGGUACAUGAUGAUGAUAGGUGACGGGAUUAAUCAGACGGUGGUCACCGGAAAUAGAAGCGUCGUCGACGGUUGGACUACUUUCAAUUCCGCCACAUUUGCUGUGACAGCACCGAACUUUGUUGCGGUGAACAUAACGUUCCGGAACACGGCCGGACCGGAGAAGCACCAGGCUGUUGCGUUACGGAGCGGCGCAGAUUUCUCAAUCUUCUAUAGUUGUAGUUUCGAGGCUUAUCAAGAUACACUCUACACACAUUCUCUAAGACAGUUUUAUAGAGAAUGCGAUGUCUAUGGAACGGUCGAUUUUAUAUUUGGAAACGCGGCAGUUGUGUUUCAAAACUGUAAUUUAUACCCGAGGAAACCGAUGCCAAAUCAGUUCAAUGCUAUCACCGCCCAAGGCCGGUCUGAUCCGAACCAGAACACUGGUACAUCAAUCCAAAACUGUACGAUUAAGCCGGCGGAUGAUCUUGUUUCGAGUAACUAUACAGUUAAAACGUAUUUGGGUCGACCGUGGAAAGAGUAUUCAAGGACGGUUUACAUGCAAUCGUACAUUGAUGGUUUCGUUGAACCGGUUGGUUGGAGAGAAUGGAACGGUGAUUUUGCGUUAAGUACAUUGUACUAUGCAGAGUAUAACAAUACCGGACCGGGCUCAAACACUACAAACCGGGUUACAUGGCCUGGUUACCACGUGAUUAAUUCCACUGAUGCAGCUAAUUUCACGGUCACUGGUUUAUUUAUCGAAGCUGAUUGGAUUUGGAAGACAGGAGUGCCUUACACCAGCGGUCUAAUUUCAUAGUAAUUUGUGAUUUGUUCUUAAUCAUUUUCUUUUAUUAAUUUAAUUUAAAGAAACUGUAUUAUUUUUGUUGAACUGUAAUAAAACCGAAAUUCAAGCUCAACGCAAAGGAAAUGUAAAGCUUGGUAAUGUAACUGAAUAAUUUUUGCGAUAAAUUAAGAAUUUAAUAAAG